Messenger RNA from Nelumbo nucifera (sacred lotus), 1763 nucleotides. RefSeq names its product Calcium-binding EF-hand family protein. Gene Ontology annotation, molecular function: calcium ion binding. The record is from RefSeq and is a predicted model, not a curated record. Lineage: Eukaryota; Viridiplantae; Streptophyta; Magnoliopsida; Proteales; Nelumbonaceae.
UCUCUCUCUAUAUAUAUAUAAAAGUAAAGCUAUCCUUCUCAGAUGCAGACAAUCUCUUUAUUUAUCUGUUUCACUCAGAUCACGAGAGUCCCUCUUCACCUUGCUUGCAUUUUCUAAUCUCUAAUCUUCACUCGGACGAUCGACGGCAAGCAAUCCUCUUUUCCCAAGAAAAGAUAAAAGGGCAGCGGGCGCAAUUAAUAGGUUCGUCCUCUCUACACUAUACUCAUAUACUUUAAUCAGUGAAAAAGGAGAAAUUAAAGAUUUAAGAGAAGCAAACAAGCGAGAACAACCAAUCAAAUAACAAUGGCGACUAGUGGCUGCAGCGCCCAGACGAAAAGCGGAGCAGGUAAAGAUAAGGGUGAGGUGUUGGACGGUUCGGACAUUAUGGAAUUAGUUGAGAACAAGGAUGUCUUUACAAAUUUCGUGGAUCAUAAGUUCCAAGAACUAGAUCGUGAUAAAGACGGUAAGCUCUCCCUAAAGGAGCUCCAGCCCGCUGUCGCUGACAUUGGUGCCGCUCUCGGCCUCCCUGCUCAGGGUACUUCUCCUGAUUCUGAUCACAUCUACUCCGAGGUUUUGAAUGAAUUCACCCAUGGAACACAACAAGUGAGCAAGACAGGGUUCAAAGAGGUGCUCUUAGACAUCCUAAUAGGCAUGGCGACUGGGUUGAAGCGGGACCCAAUUGUGAUCCUCCGGAUUGACGGUGAAGAUCUCAUUGAGUUCAUCAACAGUCCAAGCUUUGAACCAGAGAUGGUAUCUAUAUUCUCACAAAUACAACCAACCGACCGUUCUCUCCGCAACUACAUUACUAGGGCAUUAGAACAGUUAACAGUAGAUCAUGGGAUGCCGCCUUCUUCAGAUUCUUGGGUUUUGAGCAACAUAGUAGAACCUGCUUUGCAACCCUGUGCUAUCAAUGACCAUGAGAAUCCUCUCUCACAAGAGACAUUAUUGCAAGAAUUCAAGAAAGUGGUGCAGAGGGUGGCCCAACAUCUCAAAGAACAGCCCGUUAUUGUUGCCCAUACUGAAAAUACCUUUGAUGGAAGCAGUAUCAAGAGACUACAGUCCAACAAAUUUGAAUUGGACAAGUCGUUGGAUGAAGCUUUAAAAUGUAUUAAAAAAGAUCGCGACCAUAGGAUUUCGAAGGAGUACCUACGCGUCGUGCUGGAUGUGUUAGCCCCAGUAGCUGGAUUGCCUCCUUACGGCUCAGUUGAUCAGGUGGAUAGAGUUGUGAAUGAGGUGUUCACCAUGGUGAAAGCGGAUGACGGGAAAGCUGUUCCAGAAGAAGAGUUUAAGAAGAUUGUGACGGAAAUCCUGGGAUGCAUUAUGUUGCAAUUAGAGGGCAAUCCCAUAUCAGUUUCCUCCAACUCAGUCAUCCACGAGCCACUUACUUCUUCGACUUUGUUGCCGUCAUCGUCGUCAUGACUAUUCUAUCUGUUGAGACUAUAAAUUAAUUAAGAUGGGAUUCCAGUUUCUACACAGCGAAUAUGAUAAACCAAUAAUAUUAUUGUUCAUACUAGAUCAUGAUUCGGAGAAGAUAGAAUAGACUAGUCAAUUUACUUAUAUAUACAUUUACUGUGCCGUGCAGUUGGGUGCUGAAUAUGGAUGGAAUAUACAAAGUCAUCUCAAGCGAAAUGCAACAUAACAUAUAGAUGUUAUACAUAAUAGUGAUGCAUAUGGCUUGCAUCAAAAGUCGUUAAUCUAGUGAUAUUGUACUGGCCUAUGAUACUGAUAGUGGGACUGUGGGAGGUCUUCCCCCAUUUCUUUUU